Messenger RNA from Phragmites australis (common reed), 2079 nucleotides. RefSeq lists its product as uncharacterized. NCBI's taxonomy places the organism in Eukaryota, Viridiplantae, Streptophyta, Magnoliopsida, Poales, Poaceae. The transcript has 3 exons. The coding region runs from base 1 to 2079 and encodes 692 amino acids. The record is from RefSeq and is a predicted model, not a curated record.
AUGGGUACCUCAAAAUGUUUGCUUUUGAUGAGGGCCCUUAUCUUGACUACCAUUACCAUAAUAGUUGCCAUGAAUGCUGCACUCAUUGUGGCACUGGUAAUUAGGACGGACUGCAGGUUGGCUAAACUCAUGGGACACUCCAACACCAUUCUUGUGUUGUUUGUUCUGCUGUCCUUUAACUUGAUAAUGUAUUUGGCAUUUGAACUAUUAUGGCCUAUAAGAAGUGCAGUAGAUAAGAAAAUAUGCUCACAGGUCUUGUUGGAAAAAGGUCAUGAUUACGGAGUUGGCAACAAAAAGAACCCCUUAAUUGAUGCAACAUAUACAGAUAAUCAUGUACUUGGAGAAUUAGAAGACACCAUCAAGGCUCUGGGGACUGGGAUUGAUCCUGUUUUGGGCUCUGAAUGUGAAACUACUUUACAAGAGCCAGUCAUGGUUGUCAACAAGAAGGAUGAAACAUUUGACAUUGGAGAGAAGCCCUUGUCCAAGAUAUCCCAAGAUCAUUUGGGUCAAACCGUUGGUAAAGAAGUUUCCAUUUCUAAGGCCUUACAUCUUGAGCCUACCAAGUCAUUUUCAUUUGUAUGCCAUGAUUCAUUUUUCCUCUCUAAAUAUGAAGGUAAUGCGAGGAAUCUGAUUCUUCCUUAUGGCCAAGCUUCAACUUCUAAGUUCCAUUCUACCAAGAAUAUGCUUGACAUGAUAGAUUAUCUCGCUGUUGAAGGUUUUGCUAAUGGAGAAGUUGUUAGGGAUGCUGUUUCUGCAGCCUUGAGCCAACAAGUUGCCAAAUUGGUAUCCAUAAGAUGCAAUGAGAUAAAUGACACUUUGAAAUUCAAUAAUGAAUAUGCUAGUAGCAUAAAUUUUGGACAAGUUCGAGAGUUUUUUCCUGCAUACCUCCAGUUUGCUGACAUUCUUGAUGAGUUCUGGGGGAAUUUAUUUGAUUUGCAUGGUAAAUUGACAGAAAAAGGAAAGAUCAUAAGAUUGGACCUUCUUAUAGGGCUGGAUAUUGAGGACAAGAUCCAAAGCUGCCCGUGCUGUUUUGAUGGAAUACAUGGAGGACUAUGUGAUCCUUUCAAGCUAGUAAAUUUAAGUACCAUGAGGAUACCACCUUUGUUUAGAAUCAAUAAUAGCAUAUCCCCUCAACAGGGAAAUUGCACAUUGCCUGCUGUUGUGGAGCUCAGAAGGUGCAUCAUGGACUCAUUCCUUAAGAAGAAUCCUAGUCUAUUGAAGGAUGAUAAAGUACCAUAUUUUAUUAUGGCAAAUGAUCAAGUACAACGUAAAGUUCCCAUAUAUGAAAAUUUUCAUAGUGUUGAUCAAUCCAUUGGCUUGGUAAGUAACUCUACAUCUUACUGGGCUCCUUAUCCAUUGGACGAGCUGAACACAAUGGCAGUUUUGCUUCAAAAAUGUCCAUCACCGCAAGUAGCUCAACAAGCUUCUCAUACAAAUAUUUAUUUCUCGUACAAUGAAUUGAAAGGGCUACUCUUGAACUCUUUUCGGGGUUGCAUUCAGAGUAUCUCAGAUCUUGAGAAAUCUGAUUGGCUGAUUCAGCACAGAGGUGGAUAUGACGAGAAGCUAGUGGGAUUGGCUGCUGAAAUGGUGAUAUUUGGAGAUAUACGUCCAAGCGGGAAAUUCAGUCCUAGUGCAACUGUUGAUUCUGAUGGUAAAAUGUUCAAUCUUUGCACCUCGGUUCUGGGUUGUGGAGACACAUGCAUGUGGCAACCUAGCCUCAUUAUUAGCUUUGGAGUUUGGUGCAUUUCUCGAAUUUUUGAAGUGCUGCUUUCAGUGAAGCAACCUGUGUUUUUGGGGAAGUAUAGUAGGGUUCUCAAUCGCCUUCAGGGUAUUCUGGAUCCAGCAUUCUUGAACCCUGUUCAACCUCUUUCCAUAUGUCCAUGCACCGACACUGUUCCAGAUUUGAGGUUUCCCAAUGGAAGCCAACGUAUCAGUGCAGAAGCUAUGUUGAAGAAACUGAUGGAAGUUGAGGCUUCCAUGUAUGGUAAGCGCGCUAGAGGGAAGAAGAACCUGAAAUCUGUUCUGAAGCGCUAUAAACGCUGGCUCUCCAAGGCGGCAUCUAUGGCAGGGCAGGAGUAG